AUGCAGUUCGCUCUGCCUCCGCGGAGGACUCCGAUAACCCCUCCGUACGCUCGCUCGUCGCGAAUCUCACUCCAGCGCAGGAAACAGCUCAAAGCUGUGGCCAUUCUGGGCUUCGCCCUGCUCACCGUCUUCUUCCUUCUUUCCCAGUUUUUCUACACAAGUACAGGGGCCCCGGCCGUACCAGCAGGAACAUCCAGCAUCGUCGUCGUCACCGUUCUAGACAGGACGGCUUGGAGUAACGAGUACAUCCAGAAGAUCGUCAAGAACAGAGAGGACUAUGCUAAGCGACAUGGCUAUACGAACUUCUUUGCCAACGUUUCCGACUAUGAAACCGUCCUCGAUAACGCCCCGAAGUCCUGGGCCGUCCUCCCAGCCCUCCGUCACGCGAUGGCCUCCAACCCGUACUCGAAGUACUUUUUCCACCUAGAUGCUCACGCCCUAAUAAUGAACCCGAGCAAAUCACUUGAAUCGCACGUCCUCGACAAGGACCGUCUCGAAUCCCUCAUGCUCAAGGACGUCUCCGUCGUGCCUCCCGAUAGCAUCAUCAAGACGUUUUCGCAUAUACAGGCUCAAGAUGUCGAUCUCAUUAUGACCACCGAUGCGGAGGAUUUGAGCUCCGGUAGCUUCCUCCUUCGACAGGGUGAUUUUGCCAAAUACUUCCUCGACUUCUGGUUCGACCCUCUGUACAUUAGCUAUAACUUUGCAAAGGCCGAGACCCACGUUCUGGAUCACAUUGUGCAAUGGCACCCAACUAUCUUGGCCAGAUUGGCUCUGGUUCCACAGCGGACCAUCAAUGGGUACAGCAAGGAUUCAAACGGGGCUGGCGUGGACGGCGUCUAUAAGGACGGUGACUUCGUCAUUCGGUUCCUUGGCUGUGACACCGACACGAAGCGGAGUUGCGAGAAGGAAAUGGAGCCGUAUUAUCGGCUUUGGGCGGGAAAGAUGAAGAAUGAGUAA
This is a messenger RNA of Aspergillus niger, 957 nucleotides long. RefSeq lists its product as uncharacterized. Gene Ontology annotation, molecular function: alpha-1,6-mannosyltransferase activity. Bases 1 to 957 code for a protein of 318 amino acids. Gene Ontology annotation, cellular component: mannan polymerase complex; Golgi membrane. The transcript is spliced from 3 exons. Gene Ontology annotation, biological process: protein N-linked glycosylation. The record is from RefSeq and is a predicted model, not a curated record. NCBI's taxonomy places the organism in Eukaryota, Fungi, Ascomycota, Eurotiomycetes, Eurotiales, Aspergillaceae.